Podospora anserina S mat+ is the source of this 498-nucleotide messenger RNA. RefSeq lists its product as uncharacterized. The transcript is spliced from 3 exons. Gene Ontology annotation, molecular function: heme binding; ubiquinone binding. Gene Ontology annotation, biological process: mitochondrial electron transport, succinate to ubiquinone; tricarboxylic acid cycle. The coding region runs from base 1 to 498 and encodes 165 amino acids. Lineage: Eukaryota; Fungi; Ascomycota; Sordariomycetes; Sordariales; Podosporaceae. The record is from RefSeq and is a predicted model, not a curated record. Gene Ontology annotation, cellular component: membrane; mitochondrial envelope.
AUGGCCUCCAUCGCCCGCUCUUCCCUGCUGCGCCAGGUUGCGACAAAGCCUGCUCUCCAGAACAGCAUCAUCGCGCGUGCUGCUUUCCACACUACCGCCAAGAGGGACCUCCUCCCCCCUCUUCCCCAGCGUGUUGUUGGCACAGUCAACGAUGCUGCCCCCGUACCGCCCCCUUCUCCCUCGCACGGCUCCUACCACUGGACCUUUGACCGUCUCGUCGCUGCGUCCCUGAUCCCCCUUACCGUCGCUCCUUUCGCCGCCGGCUCUCUCAACCCCACCAUGGAUGCCGUCCUGUGCGCCACCCUCCUCAUCCACUCUCACACCGGCUUCCAGAACAUCAUCGUCGAUUACGUUCCCCAAUACAGAACACCUCGGGCCCGCAAGGCUGCCAUCUGGGGCCUCAACGCCGCCACCGUCGUUGUCGGCCUUGCCCUCUACGAGUACGAGACCAGCGAUGUCGGCAUCACCGAGACCAUCAAGAGACUGUGGAAGGCUUAA